Bombyx mori (domestic silkworm) is the source of this 864-nucleotide messenger RNA. RefSeq names its product small nuclear ribonucleoprotein polypeptide (gene SmB). The transcript is spliced from 3 exons. The record is from RefSeq and is a predicted model, not a curated record. Lineage: Eukaryota; Metazoa; Arthropoda; Insecta; Lepidoptera; Bombycidae. Gene Ontology annotation, cellular component: cytoplasm; U2-type prespliceosome; U5 snRNP. Gene Ontology annotation, biological process: mRNA splicing, via spliceosome. Bases 134 to 697 code for a protein of 187 amino acids. Gene Ontology annotation, molecular function: RNA binding.
CGCCUUCAGCUUUUGUAUCCUACUCUGCGCGUCUCUGUGUACUGUGCUCAAAGGCAACUGUCAAGUGAAUAUCGCUGAAGCAAAUUGAAGCUUUCCAAAUAUCUAGUAAUAUCUUCCUAAUCACUCCGAUAAAAUGACGAUCGGCAAAAACAAUAAGAUGCAACAGCAUAUUAAUUAUAGAGUAAGGGUUAUAUUACAAGACUCUCGUACAUUUAUUGGAACUUUUAAAGCUUUUGAUAAACACAUGAAUUUAAUAUUAGGUGAUUGCGAAGAAUUCAGAAAAAUUAAAUCUAAAAAUAGUAAAACUGCAGACAGAGAAGAAAAAAGAACUUUGGGUUUUGUUCUUUUACGUGGAGAAAAUAUAGUUUCAUUAACAAUCGAAGGACCACCUCCACCAGAAGAAGGAUUGCCUCGUGUUCCCUUACCGGGAGCUAUGGGCGGGCCUGGAAGUGCUCGUGCUGCUGGUAGAGGCACUGGCCCGGGCGGAGUACCUCCGGGUCUUCAAGGUCCUGCCAGAGGAGUAGGCGGGCCAUCUCAACAACACAUGGCACCAGGAAAUCGUGGUCAACUUUCUGCUCCUCCUCAAAUGCGAGGAGGCCCCAUGAUGGGUGGCCCUCCUCCAGGAAUGAUGGGAGCUCCUCCUGGCAUGGGUCGUGGUGGGCCAGGACGGGGUCCUCCAGGAAUGCGACGCUAUUAGUUUAAGUGCAGUGCAGUGAUUUGUGAUUUAUAUUAUUAAAAACAGUGCUGUAUCAAAAGUUGAGAAUAUCCUCUGAUUUUGUGUAUGAAACAUGAAAUUUGUACUAUGGUGGACAUGCUGUCUUGUAAAGUGAGUCCAGGUCAAAAUAAACAAACUACUGAUUUAAA